CUUCCAUCUCUACUUGACAUCCUCGCGCACACAUCGACGUCUCCAUCAACUCCUCUCGAGUCUCGACCUCAUCGACUUGUCGCGUCAUUCAUACUGGCGCAGUCUUGACUCCUCUUGUAUUGCACGAUCGGUCGUAGCCGACAUGCGAUAGGAGCAACGGAGCAACGGAGCAGGAGCUGCGGACAUCACCAUGGCUGCCGUCCCUAAUGGAUAUACGAACGGCGUGAAUGGCCAUGCCGCCAACACCGCCGUCGCCGCAAAGAGCUUCGAGCGCUUCGCCGACGUCCCCACCGUCAUCGACAUUCCUGUCCGCGGCGACGACGGAGAUGAAGCUGUCAAUGUGGACCUCAGCGAGGCUCUGGACGAUGUGGGCGAAUUAUGCGAUCUUCUGGAGACCGAGUGUGUUGCGAAGAACUAUUGGAUCACCAUUGCGCUCGCCUACGUCAAACAAAAGAGGGCGAACAUGGCAGUGGACAUUCUGAAGCGAGGGUUAGAAGCACUUCGAGCUGGUCGAGACGAGGACAAGCUGAGUCUGCUGACGUGCAUGUGCUGGGUGUACCUCUGGCAAUGUCGAAGAGCGCCGAGAGUCAAGCCCACGCAGCCCAAGGAAGGACAGACAGAUGAGCGGCUCAAGGAGAAUUGGCUCGCUCUUGCAACUAGCACUCUCAACGAUGCUUCACGCAUUAGUCCUUCAUAUCCACCGCUCUUCCUGGCUCGGGGGACAUUGCUUUUGCUGAAGGCAUCAUUACAGCCGCAAAAGUUUGGCCCUGGCGGAGAGCAUUCUGAUCGCGCAGAUACGCUGAAGCAGGCAUCAAAAUGCUUCGACGAUGCGUAUCGCACUUCAGGCAACAAGAAUGUUCUGGCAGUCAUGGGCAAGGCGAAGGCCAAUUUCUCGAUGGGCAAGUUCGAUCAAGCAUACGUGUUAUACCAACAGGCUCUAGAGCGAGCGCCAGACAUGGUCGAUCCUGAUCCACGCAUUGGAAUCGGCGCUUGCCUAUGGCAGCUGGGUCACAAGGAGAACGCGAGGGAGGCAUGGGAGCGCUCCUUGGAGCUCAACGAGUCUUCGACGAUUGCGAACAUCCUCCUCGGCUUGUAUCACCUUGAUCAAAGCAGCCACUACAACUCGAACGACCCUGCUUUUGCGCCGAUUUAUGGAAAAGCGAUGACCACGUACACGCAGACUGCGUUCAAGCUGGAUGCCAUGCACGCGCUCACGUGUGCAACAUUCGGUGGCUACUUCCUACUGCGCCGAGCAUGGGUCAACGUCGAUCGUCUGGCCCGGCGAGCGAUCGAGCACACAGAUGUGAAUGCCAGUGCAAGCGAUGGCUGGUACUUGCUGGCGAGGAAGGAGCAUUAUGAAGGCGAUCUUCAAAAAGCGCAGGAUUACUACAACAAGGCAGACUUGGCUCGGGGUGGUGAUGAACGAGGAUAUCUGCCAGCCAAAUUCGGCGCUGCCCAGCUCAAAACGCUGAUGAACGAUUACGAUGGUGCCAAGUUCCGGUUGGAGAAGAUGGUAUCAACGAACAAGAGUGUAGAAGCCAUGACACUGCUCGGUAUACUGCAUGCGGAGGAUGUGUUUGCGAAGCAGGUGACGGGUCUGAAAGAAGAGACGGCCGACUCGCGGAAAAAGGCCAUCGCGCUUCUAGAAAGCGUGCGUGUCGCAUGGAGGGACUCGAAAAAGAAAAUAUCGCCCGAUUCUGCCGUGCUCCUGAACUUGGCUCGCCUAUAUGAGCAAGAACAGCCCGAAAAAGCUCUGGCAUGUCUUCAACAUGUUGAGCAGCUCGAGUUGGACGAGUUGGACGACGAGGAUCUGCCAGAAGGCAUGGAGGACGAAACUGCCAUCUUGGCAGCCAAGCGCGAAAUGCUGAGUCCGCAGCUGUUGAACAACAUCGGCUGUUUUCACUUUCAGGCAGAGCGGUUAUCACAAGCACGAGAAAACUUUCAAGCAGCUUUGAGGUCGAGUGUAUCGAUCAGCAAUAAAGAUGCGUCCGUGGACACAGAUGCGUUGGUGUCGACCAUCAGCUACAACCUUGGUCGCGUGUACGAAGCCGAAGGUAUCGAGGACGAGGCGGAAAAGAUCUACAAGAGCUUGCUCGAUCGCCAUCCCGACUACGUGGAUGCGAAUAUCCGGAUGGCAUAUCUGGCGCUUCGAUCUGACCCAGUCAAGGGCGGCGAGGCCAUAAAGCAGCUUGUCGAUGCUGACCCAGGCAAUCUUGAAGCACGUGCCCUGCACGGCUGGUAUCUGAAUCGGACCAAGAAGCGCACACUGGCUCUCAAUGAGGACCAGGAGCAAAAGCACUACAAGCAUACACUCAUGACUUACGACAAGCACGAUAUCUAUUCGCUCACAGGAAUGGGCAAUCUGAACUUGGUGAUCGCUCGAGAAAUGCCUCGCGACACUGAUCAACACAAGGACCGCCGCAGUAAAACCUACAGCCGAGCCAUGGAAUUUUUUGACAAGGUCUUGACACUGGAUCCAAAGAAUGCAUUCGCUGCACAAGGUGUCGGAAUUGGCAUGGUUGAAGAGCGCAAAGACACUGCUGCCGCAAUCCAUAUUUUCUCAAAGGUGAGGGAAAGCGUCAAAGAUGCGUCAGUGCACAUCAACCUGGGUCACGUCUUCUGCGAACUCAAGCAAUUUAGUCGUUCGAUUGAAAAUUACGAACUGGCCCUGGUCAAGUCUCGCGAGAAAGAUCCUCAGAUCAUGGCAUGCCUCGGGCGUGCCUGGUUAAUGCGCGGUCGCACCGAGAAGAACCUGGAGCAUUACAAGAUGAGCUUGGACUAUUCGCAACAAGCAUUGGCUCACUCGCCCGAGAACAUCAACUUCAAGUUCAAUGUGGCCUUCGUGCAAAUUCAGAUUGCACAGCAGAUGAUUACUCAGCCCGAGGCGAACAAGACUCUGGUGGACGUGGAGGCGGCUAACAAAGGUCUGGAUGAAGCCAUUGAGAGUUUCAUCGAGAUCGCGAAGGGUCCGAGUCCCCCAUUCCCCAGGCAUGAUAUCGAGCAACGUGCCAACAUGGGUCGCAACACAAUGAAGAGGCAGCUUGCCACAGCGACCGAGAGGCAAGCCGAAUACGAGCGGAAGAAUGCAAAUCGCCUCGAAGAAGCUCGCAGACGCCGUGAGGAGGAAAUCCGCAAGCGUGAGAACGAGAAGCGAGCCGCACAAGAAAAGGCCGAGGAAGAGAAGCGAAAGCUGAGAGAAGAGCGUGAACGCAUCCAGGAAGAAGAUCGCAAGAUCAUCGAAAAGCGCCUCAAUGACGAGCGAAUCGCCGAGGAAGCACAGUACACCACUGAUGAAGAUGGGACCCGCAGGAAGCGCGAGAAAAAGCCGAAAGAGAAGCGACAAAAGCGCAAGAAGAAGGGCGAAGACUCUGAUACUGACGCUGAUGUCGCCGCCGAUGGUACUGGAGAUGAGGGAGGCAGGAGUCGACAUCGGUCACGGGCAACUAGUGCAACCGGCAGCGAUGGCGAGGGCCCACGUAAGAAGAAAAAGAGAAGACUCGAGCGCAAGGGUCAAGCUGUCAAGAGCAACUCAAAAUACAAGUCUGCUGAGACUGUGCAGGAUUCGGAUGAUGACGACGAUGCUGGCCUCGCAGCUCCUGGCUCAACUCAGCCCAAAUCAGACGACCCAGAAUCCCCUGGCGUGGAUGCAGGCGGCGAUGAAGACAACGUGGCCGACGGAGGCGAUGAAGAAGACGACGAUCCAUCUGCUGCUCGAUCGACACAACGCAGAAAACCUGCUCGAGUCCUCGACGACGAGGACGAAGAUGAGGAGCUGCCAGAUGCAGCCUCAGCAUUGGCCAAUGGGAAUGGGAACAAUGGGGCUGUCACUGACGCCAGCGAGGAUUAGGAAGCGGUGGAAGAACAAAAAAGCUACAUUUGUCACAGUAUUCUGACAAUGACUGCGAGGUCUGCGGGUAGGUAUGGCUUCAUGAUGAAUUCGCAGCCUCCUGAGAAGACGACGACGAAGGUCAGGGAGCGUUGGAAGAGUAGUGUGGCCGCAUAGAUCCUCCGCGCCUCUCUUGGAACGGCGACAAGCAUGAAGCAGAUCAGUACCUUGGCCAGUGUUACAUACUUCCAUUGCAGAUACCUUCCCGCUAUAAUCUUUGACACAAUUCCCAGACCAUCAUCCAC
Sphaerulina musiva SO2202 is the source of this 4131-nucleotide messenger RNA. RefSeq lists its product as uncharacterized. Gene Ontology annotation, molecular function: RNA polymerase II complex binding. The transcript has a single exon. The coding region runs from base 191 to 3847 and encodes 1218 amino acids. The record is from RefSeq and is a predicted model, not a curated record. Gene Ontology annotation, cellular component: Cdc73/Paf1 complex. Gene Ontology annotation, biological process: regulation of DNA-templated transcription. Lineage: Eukaryota; Fungi; Ascomycota; Dothideomycetes; Mycosphaerellales; Mycosphaerellaceae.